CCGGUCGUGGAUCCUCCUGCCGCCGCCGACGAGCCUUCGGUAUCUGUUUUUAAUUCCUACCGGGGAAACCAGACACCGAGCACCCGGCAGAGAGGCGCUGUCUGUCGGCUCCCAAGCGCCGCCACCGCCCCUCGGACUGCCCGCGGCUCUCGUCCUCUCGGCGGUCAGGUAUCCUCCAGCCUCAUCCAGCCCCACUGUGGAUCUUUAACCCCAUCCGUCAGGACAGUGGCAGAGCCGGAGCCGGAUCCAUCAGGGACCAGACCAGCAGGCAGCAGGGCUCCAUGAGCACCACGGGGCAGCAGCAAGGGGGGGGCCUGCGUUCUCGCCGAAGCCUUGGCCGGGAAAAGGACCCUGGGCAGGGCGUUGGCAUGGAGGCGGCCUGCUGGCUUGCCCCUGGAGUGCUGCGCAAGCUGAUUGAGCUGCCCUCGCCCCCCCUGUCCCGACACCAGCUCAAGAGACUGGAGGAGCACAGGUACAGCAGUGCAGGACGCUCCCUGCUGGAGCCUCUGAUGCAGUGUUACUGGGAGUGGCUGGUGGGACGAGUCCCGUCCUGGAUCGCCCCAAACUUAAUCACCAUCAUCGGCCUCGCCACCAAUGUCUUCACCACCCUCGUGCUCGUCUACUACUGCCCAACUGCCACUGAGCAGGCUCCGCUCUGGGCGUACCUGCUGUGUGCCGUGGGUCUGUUCAUCUACCAGUCAUUAGACGCCAUAGACGGGAAACAGGCCAGACGCACCAAUAGCAGCUCUCCGCUGGGUGAGCUGUUUGACCACGGCUGCGACUCCCUCUCCACUGUGUUUGUGGUGCUGGGAACCAGUAUAGCAGUGCAAAUGGGCACCAACCCGGACUGGAUGUUCUUCUGCUGCUUCGCUGGGAUGUUUAUGUUCUACUGUGCUCACUGGCAAACAUACGUGUCAGGAACGCUGCGGUUUGGCAUCAUUGAUGUGACCGAGGUGCAACUCUUCAUAAUAAUCAUGUAUCUGCUGGCCGCCGUGGGAGGAUCUGCUCUCUGGCAGUCACUGAUUCCAGUCCUAAAUAUCCAGAUGAAAAUGAUUCCCGCCAUCUGCACUUUUUUAGGAGCCAUCUUCUCCUGCACCAAUUACUUCAGAGUUAUUUUUACAGGAGGUGUCGGCAAAAACGGAUCCACAACAGCAGGGACCAGCGUCCUCUCUCCAGUCCUACACAUUGGUUCCGUUAUCAUCUUGGCGGUGAUGAUAUACAAGAAGUCGGCUGUCCAGCUCUUCGAGAAACAUCCGUGUCUUUAUAUCCUGGCGUUUGGUUUUGUCUCGGCCAAAAUCACCAAUAAAUUAGUUGUAGCACAUAUGACAAAAAGUGAGAUGAACCUUUACGACUUAGCCUUCCUGGGGCCAGGCCUGCUGUUCCUGGAUCAGUAUUUCAAUAGUUUUAUUGACGAGUACCUGGUGUUGUGGAUUGCUUUGUUCAUUUCCUUCUUCGACUUGGUGCGUUACUGUGUCAGUGUUUGCAACCAGAUUGCCUGCCAUCUUCACAUUUUCGUUUUUAAAAUCAAGCCUUGCUCAGUGCUCAGCUCAGCUCCUCACUGAGGACACGCCGGCCAUUAACUGACUCUGUCCCUGCCCCCGUUAGUCGACUGAUCUUUCCUUCCCUCUGUUGUCCACGUAGAGAUGCAGGGGACGAUUUGUUGUGUACAGUAAGUGCUUCUGCCAACUGAAUGUGUGGACAAAUAAUAUAUAUAUUAAGAUACUGGAGUAUUACUGUCAUCGUUUCUUUUUCUCUUUCCACCGGUGCAGAAGUGAAUUUGUAUGUUCUUCUGCCCCAGUAACGAUAAAUCUCCUUCUGACAAACUCAUGGUUUCACAGGGCAAAUACUUCAGGAGAGUACAGGUGCUACUCAUCGUGUCUGAGGAGAGAAACUCGUGUGUGUUGUAACUGUUCAUGUGCAAGAAAAAUGUAAAGGAAACGAAUCAGACUCUUUGCUCUUGAUCAUAAUUUUUUGUAAUAUUUGCAUAACUUAACCUUUUUGCUAUUGUAAAUACCAAACUGUUACGAUGUCUGUGCUUCUCUUUUAAUUUAAAAAAUCCUGCUUUGGAACAUUUAUCAAACUUGCUCUCAUGUUUAUGAUUUUUAAAUCAACUUCAUCUCCUGCACAUCACAGGAAGCUUCACGACUGUUUCACACCAGCACAACCUGGUUUUUGGAGGAAACUUAAUUUUAUUUUUCUUUAACAUAUCAGAGCUUAACACCUUAACAGACAUGGGAGGGAUUUUGUGUUUAUUUAUUAUUAUAGGUCAUAUAUUCUGAAAUGCUUACUUUUGAAGUGACUCAUUUGUUUUAAGUCUUCCUCUCUGUUUCUCGUGUUGUUGUAAAUAUUUGAAGAUUCACUGUGCACACAUGUAAGAAUGUCUUUAGUUGCCCACAUUGAGUUAAAUGUAAGUGAACCACUAAGGUCACAAGUUAACGAUUAUGUUCAGAUUUUCUCACCUUUUUCAGUCAUAAGAUCAAUACAUGUUAAAGUUGCUGCUUUGAAUCAGUGUUUCCUUCACUUUAGUUUCACUCUGCUGCUGCUGCUGUGUCAGCGAUCACUCCACUGCUCCUCUGCUCUCUGUCACUCCCUCAUCUCAACCUGGUGUUGUUAUGUUUUUAUUCUUCAAUCUUCUCAACAAAUCCCAUGAAGAUUCCAAAGUCUUCCAACUGAGUCUGACUUCCCACUGUCUGUGGCACUGGGCUCCGAGGUCACAGGUUCCCACUGAAGACACAAGUUUAGAAAAGCCUUGUGAAUGUGAAGUGUAACUUUUAUAAAGCUUCAGGAACAAGAGGUUUUCAGUUGUUGUCUCUUCAUGGGAUUUGCUGAUGAGGAUAAUCUUCAAACUGAACGACGACUUUGCUGCAAUGAGUUAUUUAUGUGAGUUUUCCACACGACUGAUUAUUCUAAUAUACUGAACCACUUAAUUUUUUUGUGUAAUUGACACAAAGUUUCCCCCACAAACCACAUCUGCUGAGGCUGAACACUGAAUGAGCAGGAGAUGAGGUGACAUGAUGACAUCACAGUUUUUAAUUUGGUGACUGAGGAGAAUCAGAUCAAACUUUGUUCCUGUUAAUAAAAACCUGUUAAUUUGA
Pleuronectes platessa (European plaice) is the source of this 3095-nucleotide messenger RNA. RefSeq names its product choline/ethanolamine phosphotransferase 1b (gene cept1b). The coding region runs from base 282 to 1562 and encodes 426 amino acids. Gene Ontology annotation, biological process: phosphatidylethanolamine biosynthetic process. NCBI's taxonomy places the organism in Eukaryota, Metazoa, Chordata, Actinopteri, Pleuronectiformes, Pleuronectidae. The record is from RefSeq and is a predicted model, not a curated record. Gene Ontology annotation, molecular function: diacylglycerol cholinephosphotransferase activity; ethanolaminephosphotransferase activity. The transcript is spliced from 10 exons. Gene Ontology annotation, cellular component: Golgi apparatus; endoplasmic reticulum membrane.